CUUGUGUUGUUCCAGUCCACGUACUGCAGUAACCUCGUGAAGCACUGUGAGGUGUUGAGGCGGUCGGUCCAUGUGGUCAACCUGGACCCUGCUGCUGAGACGUUUGACUAUCCUGUCCUUGCGGAUGUUCGAGAGCUAAUUCACAUCGAUGAUGCCAUGGAUGACGAAGCCCUCCAGUUUGGUCCUAAUGGAGGCCUGAUCUUCUGUAUGGAAUACCUGAUCCAGAACCUGGACUGGCUUCGUGAACAGCUGGAUGACAUUGAAGAUGACUACAUUAUUUUUGACUGUCCAGGUCAGAUUGAGUUGUACACACACAUCCCGGCCAUGAAGCAGUUGGUGGAAGCCUUGCAGAACUGGAACUUCCGUGUAUGUGGCGUGUUCCUCAUCGACUCACAGUUCAUGAUCGAGGCAUCCAAGUUCACGUCAGGAGUGCUGACAGCGUUGUCCACGAUGGUGAACCUGGAGAUCACUCACGUCAACAUCCUCACAAAGUUGGACCUGCUCAGCAAAAAGGCCAAGAAAGACUUGGACAGGUAUCUGGACCCGGACAUGGAGAACUUGCUACACGAAGAAUUCAUGGACGGGAAAUUCAGCCACAGAUUCAAGAAACUUAACGAGGCCAUUGCAAAGCUGGUGGAUGACUACGCCCUGGUGAAGUUCCUGCCAUUGGACAUCUCGGAUGAAGAGAGCAUCAACGACAUCUUGUUGCAGAUAGACCUGGCCAUUCAGUAUGGAGACGAGCUGGAGCCUCGGGAGCCCAGGGAACCAGAAGACCUUGACCCAACGGAGGAGAAUGUUGACAGUGGGUACGACCAAUGAGAAUAGAAGCUGGCCUGUUGUGUGUUACACCAGUGAUGGAUCACUGUGUAGGAAGUAGGAGAAUGCACUUCUGGUCUACAUCAGUGAUGUUAGUUCAAGAGUACAGACAAUGUUACUGGAAGUGUUGACUCUUCUGGUCUGUAGGGGCGGUGGGGUAGCCUAGUGGUUAAAGCGUUGGCUCGUCACGCCGAAGACCCGGGUUUGAAUCCCCACAUGGGUACAAUGUGUGAAGCCCAUUUCUGGUGUCCCCCGCCGUGAUGUUGCUGGAAUAUUGCUAAAAGCGGCUUAAAACCAAACUCAGUCAGUCAGUCUUCUGGUCUGUAGCGUGAUACUACUCCAAAAGUAUGGACAUGCUUGCUGGACAUCUGGAUAAUUUCUUCUUCAACUUCUACAGGAAUAACACCAGUGUAGCCAGUCUGCCAGAACUCUGUUUGUUAAAAGCAGCACUCAGCAGUAUUCCAGCUGUAUCACGGCAGUCUGUAAAUUAUCGAGUCUGGAACAGACAAUGCAAUCAUUGACAUGAGCAUUGUCCUACAACCAAGUCGGCGGGGUGGCCACCAAAUCCAAUUAGUCACCUUAUAUGACAAGCAUGGAUUGCUGAAGAUCAAUUGUAACCUGGCUCUUCACGGGAGCCUGCACAGUUCAAGCAAACGGCCAACUGUAACCCUUUCACUUAUUGUAAAUAUUGGUGUGAAUAUGGAUGUAAAUAUGAUAUUAAAAACACUGUACCAUU
Haliotis rubra (blacklip abalone) is the source of this 1552-nucleotide messenger RNA. RefSeq names its product GPN-loop GTPase 3-like. The record is from RefSeq and is a predicted model, not a curated record. The annotation marks the transcript as partial. The transcript is spliced from 7 exons. Lineage: Eukaryota; Metazoa; Mollusca; Gastropoda; Lepetellida; Haliotidae. Gene Ontology annotation, molecular function: GTPase activity.